UUCUUCACAACGAGAGAAACACUUGAUUACAACGGGAUUUAGGCGUUUGGUUUGUCAUCUCGGGGUUUUUUUUGCAGAGAGGCGGACCCCUGAUAUCCGAAUUGGCUGAUCGAUCAACAAGAAAAGAACAGGCAUCCGCUGCCGCUGUUCCGUUUCCCCGGUGCUAGAGCUGCUGAAUGAACCAAUCAGCGGCAGAGGGAGACUUAAGCGCGUGGGAGUGUCAGAGACUGUUUUGCUGGUAGUGAAACGCAGCGGUUCCGGGUAAACCAUGAUGAAGACAAGCUUACCCUGGGAGUCAUGACAGGGUGGUAACUAGCUGAACUACUUGUCUGAAUUGCGUAGAUUCACGAGAAGUAACCAUGGUACCUACAGAUUUCAAAGCGCUAGUCCAGCGCUUUUAUGUCCUGCAGACUGAACGCGUGGAAGCUUACAGGCUGUUCGAGGAGGGUUACGAGGCCUAUCUGAGGACCGGGCCUCACUAUGACUUCGAUCAUUACCGGCAGCUGGUGCACGAGAUAACGCUGGCUUUCUGCGGAAUGUCCAACGAGGUUCUGGAGAUCAAGCAACGACUGCAGCGUGAACACGCCCGGCCCGACCUCGCAGAACACGUAGACAAGCUGCAGGAGAAGGAGAAGCAGAAACUGGAGCUGACGGCCAGGCUGCAGCUGGCCAGGCAGCGGGCACAGGAUCAUCCCGAGGACCUGAGCUGUGAGGAGCAGAUCCAACACAUCAGGCAGGAAAUCAUCAGGAACAGGGGGGUUCUGAGUGACAUCAUGCAGGACUUCAAAUAUGACUCUGAGGAGUCUGAGUGACACAAGCUCUGAGACUCCGCCCCUCUCCCUCCACCUCCCUCCACCGCCCCCUCCUCCUCCCCCUGCAGACACAGAUGGAUGGACCCUCUCCAGCUCUCCUCCUUCUCGGUUAUUGAUCUUUUUCUUCACCUGACACUGCAGUUUCCUACUGCCUUCUCCUCUGUGUGUGUGUGUGUCUGUGUGUGUGGGGACGACGACUGUGUGUGUGU
Molecule: messenger RNA, 1021 nt
Organism: Osmerus eperlanus (European smelt)
Lineage: Eukaryota; Metazoa; Chordata; Actinopteri; Osmeriformes; Osmeridae
Gene: rex1bd
Product: required for excision 1-B domain containing
Exons: 7
Coding region: 360-812 (150 amino acids)
Source: RefSeq, a predicted model, not a curated record